GUUUUGACUCAGAGAAUGGUCCUUCGCCCGGCCGCAGCCCCAUGGAUUCGCAGGCGAGUCCUGUGCUGGGGCUGCACCCCUCCUUUACCACAGAGGGGUGCAGGAGUCGCGGGGAGCGCAGGGAGUCCUUCCUGUACCGAUCAGACUCUGACUAUGACAUGUCCCCCAAGACCAUGUCACGUAACUCCUCCAUCAACAGUGAGGGGCAUGCAGAAGAUCUCAUAGUCACCCCUUUUGCUCAGGUGUUGGCCAGUCUACGAACUGUAAGAAGCAACUUCACCAUCCUCGCCAAUGUCACGACACCCACUAACAAGAGGUCACCAGUGACAAGCCAACCCACUGUUCCCCAGGCAACACUCUCUGAUGAGACGUACCAGCAGAUGGCAAGGGAGACUCUGGCUGAGUUAGACUGGUGUCUGGACCAGCUGGAGACCAUCCAGACCCACCGCAGCGUCGGUGACAUGGCCUCCAACAAGUUUAAGAGGAUGUUGAACCGGGAGCUGUCUCACCUGUCAGAGAUGAGUCGUUCAGGGAACCAGGUGUCUGAAUACAUCUCCACUACCUUCCUGGAUAAGCAGAAUGAGGUAGAGAUCCCGUCUCCGACCCUGCGGGAGCGGGACCGGGACAAGCCCAUGUGUCAUAUCAGUGGAGUGAAGAAGCUGACACACAGCUCCAGCCUGUCCAUCAACACCACCAUGCCACGCUUCGGAGUCAAGACGGAACAGGAGGACGCACUGGCCAGGGAGCUGGAUGACUUGAAUAAGUGGGGCCUUAAUAUCUUUCGUCUGGCUGAGUUCUCCAAUAAUAGGCCUCUCAGCUGCAUCAUGUUCGCCAUCUUCCAGGAGAGGGAUCUGUUGAAGACGUUUCAAAUCCCUGUCGACACCUUCGUGACCUACGUUAUGACCCUGGAGGACCACUACCAUGCCAACGUGGCCUACCACAACAGCCUCCACGCCGCUGACGUCACACAGUCCACCCACGUCCUGCUGUCCACACCGGCUCUGGACGCUGUGUUCACUGAUCUGGAGAUCCUGGCUGCGUUAUUUGCUGCUGCCAUCCAUGAUGUGGAUCAUCCUGGCGUGUCCAACCAGUUCCUCAUCAACACCAACUCGGAGCUGGCUCUGAUGUACAACGAUGAGUCAGUCCUGGAGAACCACCACCUGGCCGUGGGCUUCAAGCUACUCCACGAGGACAACUGUGACAUCUUCCAGAACCUCAGCAAGAGGCAGAGACAGAGCCUGCGCAAGCUCGUUAUCGAUAUGGUGUUGGCGACAGAUAUGUCCAAGCACAUGAGUUUGCUGGCUGAUCUGAAGACCAUGGUGGAGACGAAGAAGGUGACCAGUUCAGGAGUGCUCCUGCUCGACCACUACACUGAUCGCAUCCAGGUGCUGAGGAACAUGGUGCACUGUGCGGACCUAAGUAACCCCACCAAGCCCCUGGUCGUGUACAGAGAGUGGACUGAGCGCAUCAUGGAGGAGUUCUUUAGACAGGGGGACAAGGAGAGGGAGAGAGGCAUGGAGAUCAGCCCUAUGUGUGACAAACACACUGCUUCUGUGGAGAAGAGUCAGGUGGGCUUCAUCGACUACAUCGUGCACCCUCUGUGGGAGACGUGGGGGGACCUGGUGCACCCUGACGCCCAGGACAUCCUUGACACUCUUGAGGACAACAGGGACUGGUACCAGAGCACCAUCCCCCAGAGCCCCAUCUCCCCACCCCCAAUCCCCCUCGGCCCAGACAAGAGGCUCAACGCCUGCAUCGACAAGUUCCAGUUCAAGCUCACCUUGGAUGAAGACACGGAGGGAGGACAGGAGGAGGAAGAAGAGGAGGAGGAGGAGGAGGAGGAGGAGGAGGAGGAGGGGAAAACCACCCCCAAUCACAUGGUGCUGGACUGCAGUCAGGGAGAGGAGGAAGACAAGAAAGAAGAGGGGGAAGGAGAGGACGUGGUAAAGGAUGAAAGGGAAGGAGACAUCAUCGAGGAGGAAGGGGAACUAGGGAUGGAGGAGGAGGAGGAGAAGAGGGGAGUUCUUCAGCGAGCUCAGUCAGGGGUGGAGAUACAAUCUGACACAAGCCCCGUGGAGGACGAGGAGGAGGAAGACUCCUCCUCACCAGCUGAUGACACAUGAGUUCCGCUCCUCUCUCCCUGGCCACACCCCACAUUCACACACCACGCCCCUGUUUACCAUCCUUUAUUUCCGAUGGCCAAAACCCAAUAUCAAAUAAGACUACAUAGACAAUAGACCUUUAAAUCUAUUUUUCAAAAAGGGAACACAAAUAAUAUUGCUUAAAGAAAAGCUAUUUACACAGCAACUGUAGAUUUGGAGCUGGAGGUGUUUCUUCCAGCUGAUGCUUGAGGAACUGCUAUGAGGACAAAGCGGAACAUAGAGAAGCAUUAAUAAUGGGCCAUUGAAGACAGCGUAGCACUGGAACUGAAACACACACACAUAAACAUGCACAAACUCACCUCCACACACAAACACACCUCACUCACACACUUUGAUUCAUGGAAGAAAAAAAACUCUGAAGUCUACACACGAGAAUGUGUGUGUUUGUGUGUUUGCGCGUGCCUAUGUGUGCGUGUGUGUUUAGAGGAAUCUGAUUGGUAACAAAUCUCUUUGGAAAAAGCCAUCUCUAUAUGGAGUAUUAACUAGCGUCAGUCAGUAUUACUAGUUCAUGUUUGUUAGAAUUCAACAAGAACUCUGUUUUUUUCUGAGUGACUUAUUUUCCAUUUCUGUCGGAAAGAAGACUACAGAUAUCUAUCUAUAGAGGAGGAGUGGAGCGAGAAAAGAAGAGAGGAUUAAGUUUAAUAAAGAAAGGAAGAUGCUGUGAUGAGGGGACCUGAGGGUCCCGCCUCCAUUUUCCCAUUUUCCCUUUAAGAAGAAGUGCUACCGGUACAAGAUGGCUGUGUGCCUUUCUGGAAACACCAGCUCCUGAAACAUGGAGCUGUCGUGAAGCAGUGCAUCGUGGGACAGGAGUGUCAGCUUUUGUCUUUAUUUUAGAUUGUCUCUUGUUCAAAUAUCUAUUGUAACUGUUAAUGAUUUAGUGUGUGUGUGUGUGUGUGUGUGUGUGUGUGUGUGUGUGUGUGUGUGUGUGUGUGUGUGUGUGUGUGUGUGUGUGUGUGUGUGUGUGUGUGUGUCACAUGCUCAGUAUGUUUCUGUGGUGACAGGUUUUCAGCUGUAAGUCUUCCUUUGUUGCUUUUCAAGUUGAUGAGACGUUUCAGAACUCGUAGAUAAGGAGCAGUCACUAUCACUACACCACGACACCUGCUGCUUGUGGACUCUCCAGUUUUUACAUAUGAAAAUUAUUUUACUUUUUUACUUUCUGAGGAUAAGCCAUGUGAUACUUUACACUAUAUGUUCUGCCUGUUUUCUAUUUUUUAUUGUUUUUGCUAAAUAUGUUUGAAGGAUUAGGAUAAUAUCAUCAGCAGCACAAAUUCACAUUUUGUCAUUUACCCACUCACAAUGUAUUUAUUCACCAGUCUCUUCUCACUUACUGCAUCAGUUGUCACCAAAGCAACAGAUUGGAAACUGAUGAGGGGAGAGAUGCUUUGACGGGGCAGACUGAGAGGAUUUUGUCAGGGUGAUUUCAGGAUUGGAGGGAAUCGAAAGAACGAGCUUGGCCAGAAAGGAGGCUGUUCAGACAGUCACACACAGCCAUUCUUGUUAUGUUUUAAGCUUUUCUGCCUUAAUGUCAAAUGCAGGAUACAUACCUGCAACUAUGUAGAUUUAUAAGAUAAAUUCUAAAUAUCCUAGUAUAUUUAUACUAUGUCUGUAUGCCUCUAUAUGUGAGUGUCUGUGUGUCUAUACACAAUGUACCCAGCAUCUACAUAUGGUCAGGGACAAUAUUAAGAAUGUGUUGUAGAUAGAUAGAUAGAUAGAUAGAUAGAUAGAUAGAUAGAUAGAUAGAUAGAUAGAUAGAUAGAUAGAUAGAUAGAUAGAGAGACAUUUAGAGAGAGAGAGAGAGACAUUUAGAGAGAGAGAGAGAGAGAGAGAGAGAGAGAGAGAGGGGGAGGAGAGAGAGAGAGAGAGAGAGAGAGAGAGAGAGAGAGAGAGAGAGAGAGGAGGAAGAGAGAGAGAGAGAGAGAGAGAGGAGGAAGGGAGAGAGAGCUCUUCUUGUGUGUCAUCACGCACUAGAGUCACCAUCCUGGCUGUAUGAGGACAUGGUCACGGGAUUGAUCAGCACACAGCUUAAAUAGGUCUCAGUUUAACUUGGAGUUGUUCACAGGGUAAAAAACAACAACAUAAGUAUAGCUGGUUUCUGCUGGUCGGUAACGUAGCUCGUCUAAAGAACAGCUUGUGCCUGAUGGAACAGAGGCCUGAGAUCCAUCCAGUCCAGCUCUGUGAUUGGCUGGAGCAGCAUUGCGGUGUCACUGCACAGGCCUUUAAUUGUUGGAAUGGGAAUCCAACAUUACUGUCUCAGUACCUGGAAUAGGAGAUUCCCAUGAAGCUUCCCUCUGUCUUUGAAGAUAUACGGCUUUGUUUAUCUGGCUUUUUGUUUUUUCAUGAGCUAUAAAAACAAAUAAAUAAUGAAUUGCCAUUUUAACACAA
Oncorhynchus nerka (sockeye salmon) is the source of this 4544-nucleotide messenger RNA. It is a transcript of the gene pde4a, whose product is annotated as phosphodiesterase 4A, cAMP-specific. Bases 42 to 2123 code for a protein of 693 amino acids. Gene Ontology annotation, cellular component: perinuclear region of cytoplasm; cytosol; nucleus. The transcript is spliced from 14 exons. Gene Ontology annotation, molecular function: 3',5'-cyclic-AMP phosphodiesterase activity. Gene Ontology annotation, biological process: signal transduction. The record is from RefSeq and is a predicted model, not a curated record. Lineage: Eukaryota; Metazoa; Chordata; Actinopteri; Salmoniformes; Salmonidae.